Messenger RNA from Prunus persica (peach), 1891 nucleotides. RefSeq names its product zinc finger CCCH domain-containing protein 37. Lineage: Eukaryota; Viridiplantae; Streptophyta; Magnoliopsida; Rosales; Rosaceae. Bases 389 to 787 code for a protein of 132 amino acids. The transcript has 7 exons. The record is from RefSeq and is a predicted model, not a curated record. Gene Ontology annotation, molecular function: metal ion binding; mRNA binding.
AAAUUUGGGAUUUACAUCUCCUAACAAUCAAUGUCGAGCCAUCUCUAAGGAUACGGCGCCGCACAAUCAGCUGCUGCUGCUGAUGCCGCCGCCACAGCCGGUCUCUCCAGCGUCUACACCUCAUGUGCCCUAACCGACUCCUACCUAUCCGACCUGACCCUACGGUACCUUUCCUGGUCGGACACUUCCGCCUCCGCCACCGACCACCAUAGCCGAAGUAGCUCUAUGUAUCUGGCGACGUCGCAUUUGAUGUCCCACCGUUCCCGAUGUCGAGCCCGGCGUUCCCGGCGUCAAACGCCCCUCCGAAGGUUCCACUUGUCGCUCCAAGUGCAUUCCUUUCUGAUAGACCUGGAGAGCCAGAUUGUCCAUACUUUAUAAAGACUCAAAGAUGCAAAUUUGGUAUGAGGUGCAAGUUCAAUCAUCCGAAGACAAACUAGCUGCUGCUGUUGCUUCAGAAAAUUCUGAUGUUUUUGCCUUACCUGAGAGGCCUUCUGAACUCCCAUGUGCAUUCUACUUGAAAAUGGGGCAAUGUAAGUUUGGUCCAACCUGCAAAUUUCAUCAUCCGAAAGAUAUCCAGAUACCAUCAGCCGAGCAAGAGAAUAAAAUUGGAGAAAUUGGGACAACUAUUCAGCUAGAGGGAACUGGAUUUGCUGUGAAGCCUCCUGCACUAUCAUUUAACUCCAAGGGUCUUCCUGGUGAACCCGAUUGUCCAUUCUACCUGAAAACUGGAAGUUGCAAGUAUGGAGCCAGUUGGGCACGACUAAAGAGAACAGAAAAGGCACACUGAGACGAUCUUGUUGCUGCCUUCACCACGCACUCAGUGUAGUCGGCAAUACCUCCUUUGGUGAGAAGAAGGCCACGCAGCUUACGACAGUAGUUCUCCAAUUCUCGUUGCCUAAGGCCCAGAGCAUCAAUUGCAACUUUUACUUCAUCAAAGUGGGAUGAUAUCUUUAUGCUAUUGAUGAUCCUUGCCCCAAAAACAGCACACCAAAUUCCUCAACAAGUUAAGUAGGAAGUUUGUAAUUAGUAAUCUUAUGGCAUGAAUUCUUUAUAAAGUACUGCAACGUAUAAAAGGGCCUUCAUGUGAUCCACGAAGACCUGAUAAUCAACUUGAGUUGAAUUUUAUUGAGAAAAUUCUCAGUGCAGUCAGGACCCCAAAUCAGAUCGAUGCCUCUCUUUAUAUUUAGAGAAAGACCAGGAGUCAUUGAGGGAUCCGACCACAUCACGUCGCCAGGAAUCAAGUUGGGACCUUCUCAUGAAACUCUUCUUUCUCUUUCAUAACCCUCCAUGGGAAGGCCCCAACUUGAUUUCUAUUGACGUGAUGUGGUCGGAUUCCUCAAUUACUCAUGGUCUUUCUCUAAAUAUAGAGAAAGUCAUUGGUUUGAUUUGGUGUCCUGACUGCACUGAGAAAUUUCUCAAUAAAUUUCAACUCAAGUUGAUUAUUAGAUCGCAUGAAGGCUCUGAUGCACGGGAAAAUAGGACAUUACUGAUUACAAACUUUGUUGGCGGGAUGAGAUUUGCGAGGCCAUACCGUAGGUUCAUCAUUUCCUCCUCAGAAUGAUGGAAUCACUUGACGGCAAAUCACGCACCGAUUCUUCUGUUGUGCUCAUCCGUUCAACUGUUUUGGAUAAUUGGAAUAUAAGAUAAUCAAAUGCUUUUCCUUCAGAGAAGAAGCAGCAGUGAAGUUAUAUUUACAAACGAACUCACCAGCCACUUUGCUUUUUUUGACUUGUUUUUUAUCCCAAAGAUUCCCAAGUCUCCAUGAACAUACAUGGCAUUGGGUUGUUUCUUUUGUUAUUUUGAGUCAUCUGCCCCUCGUGUAACUUGUCAUGGAUUUGUGAGGAAAAUAAUAUACUUAAAAAGAAAUUCUUGACGUGUCAUACAUUUCAGC